AAAAGAGUGAACACAGAUGGCAGAGCAGAGAAUGAGGCUGCAGCAUCUUUCUGAGUCACAGUCUAAUAAAAACACAAUGAAGUAGUUAUAUAACUCAGAGCAGACAGCUCACUGCAUGUGGCCGAACUGGAGGAACGAGGACACCAUGUGAGAAGCGCUAAUCAUCGGCGAGCUGCUGACCGACGAUGAUAUAAACAUGUGACCGAUGUGUGGCGGCUUAGUUUACCGCUACACCUGCUGGGGAGAAGCACAGAGGCGGUUCUCUGCUCCAUCGCGCAGCCUGACGGAGGAAACAUGGACACCGCGGAUCCGGGCGCACAGAUAGAGCCGCUUCUGCCAUCGGUCAAUUCUUCCUUUGGCUCAUCAGCUGGACGGAGAAGUUUGAGGAACGAUGAUGAGGCGGUGGUGGAUAGAGGAGGCACGCGGUCCCAACAGAGAACCAAUUUUGAGCAGGAAGAUCUUGAAGGCCACAGGACUCUCUACAUCGGGGUCCACGUCCCUUUGGGCAGCACCAGGCACCGCAGCCAUCGCCGGCAUCGUCACCAUGGAACCAAAUACAGGAAGAGGAGCAGGGAACGGGCCAUGCCCCUAGUGGAGGGGAGGGAGUCCCCUGCUUAUGACACCCCCUCCCAGAGAGUGCAGUUCCUGCUGGGGACAGAGGACGAUGAUGAGGAGCAUAUUCCUCACGACCUCUUCACAGAGAUGGAUGAGAUCUGUCUGAGAGAUGGAAUGGAUUCUGAGUGGAGGGAAAGUGCCAGGUGGCUGAAGUUUGAGGAGGAUGUUGAGGAUGGAGGAGAGCGAUGGAGUAAACCCUACGUCGCCACGCUGUCUCUGCACAGUCUGUUUGAACUGCGCAGCUGCAUCAUCAACAGCACUGUGCUGCUCGAUAUGAGGGCUAAUAGCAUUGAAGAGAUUGCAGACAUGGUCUUGGACCACCAGGAGUUGUACUCGCCACUGGGAGAUGAGCUCAGGAAGAAAGUGCGUGAAACGCUGCUGAAGCAGCACCAUCACCAGAACCAGAAGAAGCUGGCUAACCGCCUCCCCAUUGUUCGAUCCCUUGCUGACAUGGGCCGACGAACAUCAGAGCUUCACCUGGACAAGAAUGGUCAGUUGUCGGCCUCUCAGUCUCAGUUAGCAGCUCCAGAUGGCAAAGGGGACAUCAGCAAAGACAGCAGCUCUGUGGACUUCAGCAAGAUAGACCUACAUUUCAUGAAGAAGAUCCCGGCAGGAGCAGAGGCUUGUAAUGUGUUAGUGGGAGAGCUGGAGUUUCUAAAUAAACCGGUGGUGGCGUUUGUCCGUCUUUCACCCGCGGUUCUGCUCAACGGACUGGCCGAAGUCCCAAUCGCUACAAGGUUUCUGUUUAUUCUCUUAGGGCCCCUGGGUAGAGGGCCUCAAUAUCAUGAGAUUGGAAGGUCCAUCGCAACACUUAUGACAGAUGAGGUUUUCCAUGAUGUUGCCUAUAAAGCUAAAGACCGCAACGAUCUGAUUGCCGGUAUUGAUGAAUUCCUCGAUCAGGUGACAGUCCUGCCUCCUGGAGAAUGGGACCCGUCCAUACGGAUAGAGCCACCAAAAAAUGUACCUUCACAGGAGAAAAGGAAGAAAAGUAAUAUUUUACCAAACGGAUUAGUUGAGGGUGAGGAGGAGGAAGAACAUGGUGGCCAUGGAGGUCCGGAACUGCAGCGUACCGGAAGGUGGUUUGGAGGUCUCUUCUUAGACAUCAAGCGCAAGGCCCCACACUACCUGUCCGAUUACACUGAUGCUAUAAGUUUGCAGUGUGUCGCCUCUUUCUUAUUCCUCUACUGUGCCUGCAUGUCCCCUGUCAUCACCUUUGGAGGACUACUGGGCGAGGCAACAGAAGGACGCAUAAGUGCAAUUGAGUCACUGUUUGGAGCCUCACUGACUGGAAUAGCGUAUUCCCUGUUUGCUGGGCAGCCCCUCACCAUUCUGGGCAGCACAGGACCGGUGCUUGUGUUCGAAAAGAUACUGUUCAAAUUCUGCAAGGAGUAUGGCUUGUCCUAUCUGUCACUGAGAACCUGUAUUGGUCUGUGGACGGCUUUCCUCUGUAUUGUCCUGGUGGCCACAGAUGCCAGUUCCCUCGUUUGUUACAUCACACGUUUCACAGAGGAGGCCUUCGCCUCACUCAUCUGCAUCAUUUUCAUCUACGAGGCCUUGGAGAAGCUUUUCCACCUGGGGGUACACUUUCCCUUCAAUAAGAACAACAACCUGGAUAAACUCACCAUGUACUCAUGUUCCUGUGUGGAGCCUUCUGACCCCACCAAUGGCACCCUGAAGUUUUGGGAGAUCAACAACAUCACCGCCACAGAAAUUUACUGGGAAGCUCUGGAGGUCAAGGACUGUAUUGAAAAGCGAGGGGAGUUUGUGGGCAGCGCCUGCGGCCCUCAUGGACCCUACGUUCCUGAUGUUCUCUUCUGGUGCGUCAUUCUCUUCUUUUCCACCGUCUUCAUGUCGGCCUUCCUCAAGGAGUUCAAGUUCAGCAAUUACUUCCCCACAAAGGUGAGGUCCGUCAUCAGUGACUUUGCUGUUUUCUUCACUAUCCUCACCAUGGUGUUGGUCGACUACGCAUUAGGGAUCCCUUCUCCAAAACUAAAGGUUCCCAGUGUGUUUAAGCCAACCAGAGAUGAUCGAGGUUGGUUCAUAAACCCGUUGGGUCCCAACCCCUGGUGGACAGCAGUCAUCACGGUGGUCCCAGCUCUGCUUUGCACCAUCCUCAUCUUCAUGGACCAGCAGAUCACAGCUGUCAUCAUCAACAGGAAGGAACACAAACUCAAAAAAGGCUGUGGAUACCACCUGGAUCUGUUCAUGGUCGGGGUGAUGCUGGGUGUGUGCUCUUUGAUGGGCUUGCCGUGGUUCGUGGCAGCCACCGUUCUCUCCAUCACCCACGUCAACAGCCUGAAACUGGAGUCCGAGUGCUCGGCUCCUGGAGAGCAGCCCAAGUUCCUCGGGAUCCGAGAGCAACGCUUCACCGGCCUCAUGAUCUUCGUCCUCAUGGGCUGCUCUGUCUUCAUGACGUCUGUGCUGAAGUUCAUUCCUAUGCCUGUGCUAUAUGGAGUUUUCCUUUACAUGGGAGCAUCUUCUCUCAGAGGCAUUCAGUUCUUCGACCGCCUCACAUUGUUCGGCAUGCCAGCUAAGCACCAGCCAGACUUCAUCUAUCUUCGUCAUGUACCUCUGAGGAAGGUGCACCUCUUCACCAUCAUCCAGCUCAGCUGUUUGAUUCUGCUGUGGGUCAUCAAGACUUCUAAAGCUGCCAUCGUCUUUCCUAUGAUGGUGUUGGCUCUGGUGUUCAUCAGGAAGUUAAUGGACUGUAUCUUCUCCAAGAGAGAACUCAGCUGGCUGGAUGACCUCAUGCCAGAGAGCAAGAAGAAGAAGCUUGAGGAUGCUGAAGAGGAGGAGGAGCAGAGCAUUCUGGCAGAGGAUGAGGGCGUAGUGCAAGUGCCAUUAGAAGGGUUUAAAGGAAUACCCAUUAUCAACAUCACAGAUGAAAUGUCCAAAGGUUCAUUUGGAAACACGUGGAAUGCCAACAGUUAGGAUACCUGAGAAAGAAUGAAGAUCUCAAAACAAUAUGUUAACCAAACCGCUCACAGUAUUUCCCCCAAAGAGUAAGAUUGCAAGAUAAGAAACGUAAGAAGAAGAACUGGAGGACAGUGUGGACAGUGUAGUGAGUAUUUGUCACUGUUCCUUCUGUGUGUUUGUAUUUAAAUCUGCACUGUGUACUGCAGAUCAUCGAUCCUUCAAGUUCAAUCCUGUAAAUCUCUGUGUGUAAGGGACUAACCGUGUUCUCUGAUUUGUCACAAAUACUCUGUUUAUGGAACCUAAUUUAUAAUUUUCUCAUAUUGUUCAUGUCCACUUGUAUUUUUUAAAUCUAGAUAAUGUAAUGAUUUACUGAAUGUAAAUGAGAAAAGUGCAUAUUUCUGAUGUCUGUUUAUGGAAUGGAAGCAUUUUGAAUAUCACGUGACUGCAAUAUACAAAUAUACAUGUCUAAGGAACCAAAUACAAUAGUUCUUCAUACCAGAAUGGCAAUACCCUGUUUAUAUGAGAAAUCAGCUAUAUUUCAUUAGUGGAAUAAAAUGACCAUGUUUGCUACAGAACAUGUUGCAACGAUGACUUACAGUAUUUUGCUUUCAUUAUAUUGCUUAAAUGUACAUUUUUUCAGAUGAUCCUAUGUUUAAUGUUUGUAUGAAGUUUACUGAAUAAUAAAGUUUCACUAUAAAGGCAUUUAACCCUCACAAACAUUGCAGUACUG
Amphiprion ocellaris (clown anemonefish) is the source of this 4261-nucleotide messenger RNA. It is a transcript of the gene slc4a10b, whose product is annotated as solute carrier family 4 member 10b. NCBI's taxonomy places the organism in Eukaryota, Metazoa, Chordata, Actinopteri, Pomacentridae. Gene Ontology annotation, cellular component: plasma membrane; basolateral plasma membrane. Gene Ontology annotation, biological process: monoatomic anion transport; transmembrane transport; regulation of intracellular pH. Gene Ontology annotation, molecular function: solute:inorganic anion antiporter activity; monoatomic anion transmembrane transporter activity; sodium:bicarbonate symporter activity. The record is from RefSeq and is a predicted model, not a curated record. Bases 295 to 3546 code for a protein of 1083 amino acids. The transcript has 27 exons.